AUGGCCUCCUCCGCGUGCAGCGCUCUCCAGACCCCUGAGCUCCUCGAGCUCAUUCUCCUCGACUCAGCCAUGAGAACCACCACAUUGUCGGCUUUUGAGCGCGUCAACAAAACCUUCAAGAUGCCAAUCGACACUUCCCCCUCGCUCCAGCGCAAGCUCUUCAUGCGCCAACUGCCAUGUCCUGCCGAACUCGACCCAACCGACUUCUGGUACAACACCUUCACGGCCAACAACAUCAUGCUUGUCGAACCAGAAGAAGGAGAACACCGGUCGGUGCGACCUCGAGUCUUUCGCCUUGACAAUGACUCCAUCUGGCAAUUCGAGUUAAAUUGGGUCCGGCACUCCGAAACAGAUAAGCAGUGGACGGAGGUAAACCCCAGAGCACACUAUCAGGCUCUGAGGAUCGCUGCCAGUCCGUAUCUCAACGUUUCAUGGUGCGAGCCGCUCAAGCUUCUAUCCGCGUUCUUGAAGAUGCAUCUUACGGACAUCGAGUGCGGCUUCGUCGUCGACAUCAUGGUUUUCCGCGGCUUCACCGCAAGUAAGUGGAGCAGGAUGUGGGCUCCGGCUGUAACGACGGUUGCAGGACUACACGACGCUUACAAUCGGUGGGGCCGCGGGGAACUGGAGGAGUGGUAUGCCGGGGAGGCGGACGACGAGUGGGACUGGGAGUAG
This is a messenger RNA of Ramularia collo-cygni, 672 nucleotides long. RefSeq lists its product as uncharacterized. Bases 1 to 672 code for a protein of 223 amino acids. The record is from RefSeq and is a predicted model, not a curated record. The transcript has a single exon. NCBI's taxonomy places the organism in Eukaryota, Fungi, Ascomycota, Dothideomycetes, Mycosphaerellales, Mycosphaerellaceae.